UAUAACUUAACUCAGUACUAUGCAGUAACUACUAACUAGUCACUCCUGUAAAAUGAACUCUUCAAAUCUAUCAAUAGCCUGGAAUUCAUAUCAAAAUAAUUUAAGCAAUGGAAUAACUCAUUUCCAACGGGAUGGGGAAUUUGUGGACAUGACUCUAGCCGCCGAUGGGCACUAUGUGACCGUUCAUCAAAUGGUGAUAGCUCUAGCGAGCCCCUAUCUCAAGGGUAUAUUAUCAAACAUGCAUUGCCGGAACCCAGUCAUUUACCUUCAUAAUUUCAGUUAUGAAAUCUUAUGCUAUACUUUGGAAUACAUGUAUAGUGGUGAAGUAGUAGUGCCCAAGAACAAACUGGAAAAGUUUGUAGAAUGUGCUAAAUCUCUACAUUUGAGGGGGAUAGAAAGUCUUCCUAAUAUGGUUGUGGAUCUACACAAACCAGCCCAAGGUGACUGUCAGAAGCCUGACUCGUGGCAGCUUCCAGAGCCACCACCUCUCACACAAAAUUUUAAUAUCUUGCCAGUCAGUACAAAUAUUCAGAAAAAUGAUGCAAAUAAAAACGAAGAAAACCAAGUUAAAUUUCAAAUAGACUGUCCAAUAAGUAAAAUAAGUGAAACGAACACUCAUGAGAAUAUUAGUCAUUUAAUGGAAACUGAGCAAGAACAAUCAGUUGAUGACUGGUGUGUGUCCAACUGUCCUAUAAUAGAUUUAGACAAUUUAGUUAAAGUACAUAAGAUACCAGAAAAAGACAUGCAAUCUCUUCAAACAAACUCAAAUGAACUUCCAGAGCAAUUUGCUUUGCCAGAUCUCCAACAAACAAUCAAUAUUGACUUGAGUGAUGAUUAUAACCAAGAAAUUAGUAGCAAUAUUGGACACAAACAUUUUAAUAUAAUUGCAGAAGAUGAAAUACCUCCAUCUAAUCAAUCAAAUGAGGAAUUAGAAAAUGCUAUAGCCAGUAUAGGGAUAGAUGUGAACCCACAGCCUAAUGUUGCAAGUGAGACUGCUACUGAUCUGGACACCUUAUGUGACGCAGACAUUAGAGAUCAGAGCAAGCCUCAGUACACAGUAUCAUCCCAGGGCUCCAAGCAGAUGAUUCUGAAUCGGUACAUGUACUACAUCCACCAUUCCUCCGUGAGAGGAUUCAAGAAGCGGUGGCGCUGCGUCGACUACCGAAGGAAGAAAUGCACAGCCCUCGUCGACACCGAAGGGGAGAAAAUAGUUAAAAGGUUAAACACGCAUUGUCACCCAUUCCACGACAAAAAAAUAUUAGAUAAGGUUUCCAAGAAAAUGGUCUUCACUUCGCUGCCAGCAAUGAGUGAGUCUGCUAACCCUCCCAAGAUUAGAAAAGUUACGUAUCGAGAGACUGAUUCAGAAUAAAGUGGUUUUGACUAAUA
Molecule: messenger RNA, 1386 nt
Organism: Plutella xylostella (diamondback moth)
Lineage: Eukaryota; Metazoa; Arthropoda; Insecta; Lepidoptera; Plutellidae
Biological process (GO): regulation of transcription by RNA polymerase II
Cellular component (GO): nucleus
Molecular function (GO): protein binding
Source: RefSeq, a predicted model, not a curated record